Messenger RNA from Monomorium pharaonis (pharaoh ant), 6783 nucleotides. RefSeq names its product rho guanine nucleotide exchange factor 11 (gene RhoGEF2). Bases 684 to 5834 code for a protein of 1716 amino acids. The record is from RefSeq and is a predicted model, not a curated record. NCBI's taxonomy places the organism in Eukaryota, Metazoa, Arthropoda, Insecta, Hymenoptera, Formicidae. Gene Ontology annotation, molecular function: G protein-coupled receptor binding; guanyl-nucleotide exchange factor activity. The transcript has 28 exons. Gene Ontology annotation, cellular component: cytoplasm. Gene Ontology annotation, biological process: G protein-coupled receptor signaling pathway.
CUAUAUUUCGCUGCAUCAAUGACCCAUACGUCGCUUGUACCAAUAUGGCUGCCAUUUGUUAGUAGCGAAUUUUUCUAUGAUUUGAUGCGCAUUUCGUAAAAAAAAGCUACGCUCGAUGCGUUUGCGUAGCCUUUGCGUUCAUGUGCCGUGUGUUCCAUAAUCAGUGCCUGACGAGUCCAGUAUUCCUCGUUGUCCCGAAGUGCCCCGCAUUUGAAGAGUGUCCCUCGCGGGUUUACGGGAUGCUGUGCGCGAGAAGUGAAAUAGAAACCCGUCACCAGCCAUGUUCAUCGAGUGUCUUUUUGUUGUGUGACAAGCCCGCGAUAUAACAUUCCCAUGCGACGCGCUACCUUGCCGAAGCGAUAUCGCGCGCGCAUCCACGCAUCCUAGUUCCUUCAUAGACGAUCUUUUCGUUCUUUCUUGUCUUGUCUCGUCUCGUUUUGUUUCGUCUUAUCCCGUUCCGCUCCGUUCUGUUCCGUCUCGUCUCUCAUCUCGUCUCGUCUCGUUUCAUCUUGUUUUGCCCCGCCUCGUUUCGUCCCGUUCCAUCUCGUUCAGCUCAUCUCGUCUAGUAGGAGCUUCCCCAUUUACCUAUACUCGCUGCCAUCACGUAAAGAUUAAAUGAAAGAGGGAGUAUUAUGGCAGGUCGGUAGCAACAGAGGUGAGGCGGGGUGGAGCUCGAAGGAGGGAUGAAUGGAACGGCAGCGCUACGACGCAGCGUUGGGGCUGGUGCGGGCGCCAUCAGUGGUGGAGCCAUUGAGCCAGCACCCAUCGCCACUCUGGUCGUAUACAAGGACGACGCUGGAUUUGGAAUGAAAGUCUCUGGCGACAAUCCGGUCUACGUUCAAUCCGUUAAGGAAGGUGGUGCAGCAGCAAGAGCUGGUCUUCAUGCGGGCGAUAAAAUAAUCAAGGUGAAUGGAGUCAAUGUGAUGCAAUCUACGCAUACUGAUGUGGUUCAGCUCAUAAAAUCAUCGACGCAAGUAGUACUGACAGUGCAGCAGAAACCAGUGACGUCGAGUGGCGCGGCAGCAGUAGCAGCGAUAGCGACAGCGACCACAGCAACAACAACUUCCGGUCUACAAGUUGGGGUGGUUGGUGUUACAAGUCAACAGCAUCCACGUCCGGUUAGUCUAUCGGCAGCCGGAAGCAUGUCACCCUCGCAGCCAGCGACUUCUCUUCACAGAGCGUCCACUGCACCAGCAGGCAGUGCUUCGUGCAAUACUCGAAUCACAGGCCCGCAACCAGUCGACCUCGAAAAGAAGCGGCAGUUGGAAACGCAGAGAGUUCAUACAUUCCAGCUUAUGUUGGAAAAAGAACAGAGUUACGUAGAUAAAUUACGGAGCGAAUUGGCAAAAGCUGGCACCGGCAGUAGCAGCACUAACGUUACGGCUCUGCAAGCAGAGCUAGCGGGUGCUGAGAGAAGAGUACGCACAUUGCAGGAACAACUCGCAGCGAUUAGCACAAAUGAACAGCUUUGUUCAUUGGUAACAAACACUUCGUGCUCCUCGGGUUAUUGUCCACCCUCGAACAACGGCAGUGGCGCAGACGUACCGCCCCCACUGCCGUCUCGCAAAUCCUUAUCCAUGCAAAGUCUCUCUCCACCGCCCUUACCUCCCAGACCUCCACCCACUAUGCAAAAUACAGUCCAACCGGAGCUGGACCGGCAUCUGCUGAUUCACUUAACGCCUUCAAGCAUCAAUCAGGGUAUUUCUAACUCUCUUUCUCAAGAUGCCAAUUUGAGCGCCUCGAAUGCGUUCAAUAAACAUCAACGAACAAAAUCCAGCCCGGAACAAUUGGGGACAACGGCAAUGUCUCCGUCGGAAGACAGUAGGAGUUUAAUCGCCUAUGAAUCAAUGAAUGACUUGUUACCUCCGAGACAUGACGGACAUAAUGACAUUGAUACCAAUGAAUUACCUCGUGUUACACCACCGGGAACACCGCCGCCACCGUAUCCUGCCCCCGUUUUAGGGCAAGACAUUUUUUCAUCUACAUUAAAUGAUACACUCGCAACUGAUAUCAUUCCUGGACUGCCAGCGUUCCAACAGCCAAUUAUGUCGAUGGAAGAAGAUGAUGUUAGCGAUCAAGAAAUCGGUCAAUUGGAAGAUCAUGGACCGUUCCAAUCUUUAUCUAGGCUAUGGGGACAUCAUGCACAUCUUGCUGUAUUUAUUAAUUAUGUAUUAUCUAAUAGCGAUCCUUCUAGUUUGUUAUUUUAUUUAGUAACUGAUUUAUACAAGGAAGGAAAUGCCAAAGAAAUGAAAAAAUGGGCAUAUGAAAUUCAUUCUAGUUUUCUAGUACCUGGUGCGCCAUUACGUCUACAUAAUGUAGAUGAGAUUGUCGCGAAUGAAAUUGACGAUGUCCUCUUGAAAGAAUCUGAUAAAGAAGAAAUUCUCAGAAAGAUAUUUUGGAAGGCACGUACUAGAGCGAAGGAAGAAUUGAAUGAACAAUUGACGCAUUUCCAACAAAAAAGAACUGCGGGAUUAGCCACGAUCUUCGGUCCGACUGAUAUCUCGCUUGACGAGAGCAUAUCUGAUAAAGCGCGCGAAACCAAAAUUAUUGAGACGUAUCUUCUGCCGAAAAUGGAACCUUAUUUGGAAGACAUAGAGAAAGAACAUGUGGAUUUGCGACUCUUCACGACGGCAGCCGGUCUGGCUACGAUAUUGAUAAAGAUCUUUCAGUUACGACCAGUAUGGAUCGAUCGAGUGCCUACCUUUGUUGCAAAAGAUAAAUCUAACAUCAAAGCGAGGCUGCUUACUGGGAAAUCGCGUAAGAUAACAAUCAGAGGACAUCAUUUUGUAGCGCAUCAGUAUUUCACGACAACUUAUUGCAAUCAUUGUCAACUUAUUAUUGGCGGUAUUGGUCCUCAAGGAUAUUUAUGUGAUUGUUCUCUCAGUGUACAUCGACAAUGUGUUCGUGUAAUAGAAGAAAGUUGUCCUGGUCCUUUAAUGCGAAAGGAAAAGGCCAAUGACAGAAUCAGUAAAUUGAUGGAGCGCAUUCGACCGGAAAGAAAACCUCCAUCAUCUCAUCAUCAUUAUCAUCAUCAUCAUCAUUCCCAGAAUCAUAUAUCGCAUCUUGAUAAAAUUAAAAAAAAUGAAGACGAUUCUGGUACAUUAACGGAUGGAGAAAAUGGUGAACAUCGUGCAGGUAACUUGGCUGGAAACAUUCGUAACAGUUGCGAGAGAAUGCGAAUUUCUAAUUUGGGAGGAACCAAUGAGCAUAUUGAUAAUAUGGAUAAUCCUUCACGAGAAGAUAUUUCCGAAAUGGUUCAGCAAAAUAUUUCCAGUAAGCCAAAGACGUCAAACAUCAACAGGUCUGAAAGUUACAAGGAACGGAUACAUCAUAAGCGACAAUUGAGGGAGAAGAGGAAAACCAGUGAUCCGAAUCUGUCUAAAACAAAAGUCGGUUCCAGUGAUUGCGAUCCUUCCGGCACAUUUCCCGGGAACUCGGCUGGUAGUUCAUCGAAUAGCAGUCUUUCAACGAGGAGCCUGGAUAGUCCUAGUACUAGUUUGGAGCAGGUGCAUCCAUCUUCAUCGGCGGCGAACGCGUCAACUUCGUGGGACAGUGAUGUUGACGUUGAGGCCGAUCCACCGGAUUGGAGUCAGGCUGUCUCCGAAGACGUUCUCGCGCAACUCAGUAACACUGAAAAGAAAAGACAAGAUGUUAUUAACGAAUUGUUUCACACCGAACGCUCACACGUUCGUGCAUUGAAAGUGCUUUCACACGUCUUUCACAAGCCUUUAUUGGAGUCUCAAGUGCUGCCAUUAGAUCAGAUACAAUUGCUUUUCUCUAAUCUAGACGAAAUGUUGAUGAUACACUCGCGUUUUAAUCAAGCAAUGAAACGGAAGAAGAAGGAGAACCCAUGCGUGAACGACGUAGGCGAUCUUCUGCUGGAAAUGUUUGAUGGCGAGGCUGGUGAGAUAUUCGAAAAGGCUGCGUCGACUUACUGUGCCAAGCAGCAAGUCGCCCUGGAUGCUCUGCGUGAUCGUCGACGUAAGGAUUCUAAGUUGAAUGCCUUCUUGAACGAGGUGGAAGCGAAUCCGUUAUGCCGUCGACUUCAGUUGAAAGAUCACAUACUUACUGGUAUGCUGCGACUCACCAAGUACCCAUUACUCUUUGAAAAUCUCGCCAAGUACACACUAGAUAGUAACGAAAAGGAGAAAGCGGCAAUAUGCCGCAGCCUCGAGCGUAGCAAGGAGAUCCUGAGUCGUGUGAAUCAGGCAGUGAAGGAAGCUGAGGAUCAUCAACGCCUUAUUGAGAUUCAACGAACAAUCGAUCGGUCAGCCUUCGACAAGUUCGACCAUCCAACUGUGCAGGAAUUUAAGAAUCUCGAUAUCACAAAGCGCAAGCUGAUCUACGAAGGUCCGCUACAGUGGCGACGCACUGAGCCGAAUCGAUCGAUGCAAAAUCGUUCGGUGCCGAAACCAGUCGAUUUACAUGUGGUGCUACUCGAUGAUACGAUCUUCUUUCUACAUCGGCAGGACGAUAAGUAUCUGCUCAAAUUUAUCAACACGACCAACCAGGCGGGCAACUCCGUGCUGAGCCCGAUUGUCAAGCUGUCCACCGUGCUAGUGCGUCACAACGCCGCUGAGAAGGAUUCCCUUUAUCUUGUCAACACUUCGGAAAACGGCGCGCAGAUGUACAAUCUGGUGGCGCCGUCCUCGGCAGAACGCAAGCUCUGGUGUACGCAUAUCUCCGAAGCUGUAGAGGCCUACAAAGCGCGCAGUCGUCAAGGUAGAAGACCGACGCCGUCGUCUAUCGCGCUAUCAGAGGAGCCGACGCACGCGAUGGAGGAUACGUCAGCUUCCGCAAUGGAGGCGGAUGACGUGACUAUUGAGAAGGAUCAUCUGCAGGAUCAGGAAUCUAGAGAUCUUGGACAAAGUACUGUCGACAUGCAAGAGCAUGACGAGGAAAUGCCAGAAGCCACUACCGCCGCAAGAACUCCUACGACUGAACACAUACAACAGCGAGUGCAAUCGACUGAAUCGCCAACGACAGGUAUGGCAGAGCCUCUACGAAUGGUCACAUGUACUCAGCUAUCAUUAAUAGAUCCAGUGGAAGUUCACGUAGAAGUACCACCUGUACAUGUCGCCGAACCGGUUCUUACACCAAUAGAACGCUUGAGACGUGAAGAUGAAAUAAUCAAGCAAGCUCUAUUCGAAAAGCAGUUAUUGAUGGCAGAUAUAUUAAAUAUCCCUAAAGAAGAUUUUGAGCAUGUGGCAGAUAUAGCAUCUGAACCAUCUACUGUGGAAAAAGAACCCACUGAACUCAUAUUUGCUGCUAUUAAUCAAACCGAUCAGCUGAUAGAAAAGCUGAAUUCUACAUUGAAUGUAAGCGAGACAGAAACAAUAUUUUCAUCGCGUGGAACAUCGACAUUAUCAUCUCCUGCGUGCGAAGCCACCGGUUGUCCUUCAGUACGAAGUCACUCGCAUCUUCAACAAUCAGUCAUGGGAAUGGUACAGCCGAUUUGCGAUUAUCUCACGUCUCAGCUCUCACAACUAUCACAACUCCUGGAGAUAAUAAAAGAAAGAGAAGAGGAGCGAGAAAAGUUGCGGAAGGAACUGCGUAGGAGCAGGGAACGUAUACACGCACUCGAUACUGAUGUACAGCGUCGUGAAUUUUCAGGAAUGAUAACGACUCACACGCAAACAAUGUUUGAUGACCUUGUGCGACAAGACAACUGUACCAGUGAUCUCGCUCAUGAUAGGACGGGCAUCAUUAUCCGUAAAUUUUUGUAUUUUCAAGAGUUCAGUGAUGUGUAUGGAGAAACUGCUGCAGACAGCGAAGAUGUGGAGAACCUUGAGCUUAAAGUGGAAACUGAAGUAAUGGGCGACAGCGUCGGUUGAGGCACAGCCGAAAAACAUUUUACCGAUUUUAUCCUUCUUGAUGCGGUGCAUUUCACGAACGGUGCUGGAACGCUUUUGCAUAACGGGAGAAAUCAAAAUUAUUUGUAUAGAAGAAUUGGAAAAAAACAGACGACGCAUAUAUACAUGCAAAAUAUAUUGCAUAUAAUUCUUUAUUUUGGACGAUACGUUGCACAAAUGCAAGAGGAAAAGCAAAAUUGUUAGCUGUUUUAUUUACCUUAUAAUUUUUUGAACUUUUGAAGAUAACAUACAUUACAUGCUAUUGCAUUUUUUAAUUUUUCAUUAUUUAAUGCAUUAUUUUGAAAUACAAGACAUAUCUCAUAAACCUAUUUUUUAUGUUCACACAUAAUCAAUUUCCUCACAAUAAUUUAUUAUUAUUUUCUGUAGAAUGCACAAUUCUAAAUUUUUUUGUGAAAUUUUAUACAAGCAAAUUUGUAAAUUACUAAUAUUAAAAUAAAAAUUUUCAACAUAAACCCAUGAAAAAAAAAUCGCUUGCUGAUGUAUCAGACAAUAUAUCUGCAACUUUUAUUACAUUAAUGUAAUAUAAUAAGUAAUGUAAUUGUUAUUAAUUAUAACAAAUAUAAUUAGUAGACGUAAAUAAAUAAUGUCAACUUUUUUUAAUAAUAAGUAUUUAUUAUCGAGUAAUUAAGAUAUCACAAUUUACAUUUUUUAAAAAUAUACACAAUAAAACAGCUAAUUUUUGUCUUAUUCCUGUAUUUAUCGAAAGAUUGAUCAAUAAUUAAUGCCAAAGAUUUUAUGUAAAUGGAUUUAUAUAAUUUUGCACUAAUCUCUCAAAUGCAACUUUUUGUACAUCGUUGUAGUGCGUUGCAAACCGAGUCCUGUGUAUAUCGCUAGUAUUAUUCUUUUUUAUAUAAAAAGUCCAGUUUGUAUGCAAAUAUAAAUAUUAAAAUACGAGAAAGAAGCAAAAAAA